Molecule: messenger RNA, 1050 nt
Organism: Cetraspora pellucida
Lineage: Eukaryota; Fungi; Glomeromycota; Glomeromycetes; Diversisporales; Gigasporaceae
Source: the annotation of a GenBank genome assembly
GUUGAAUCAGAACGUUCUGGCAAGGGUUUAAAGAACUAUUGGCAAGGAAUUCUUAAUGCAUGUGAAAAAAAAAUUAUCAAACGCAAACGAAAAACCGAUAAGGGUAAGGAAAAAGAAAACAUUGACCCAUCACCGUCAAAACGUACGAGGUCCAUUGAUCAAGAUCAGAAGGAGUUAUAUGCUAUUAUAAUUGUAGAAUUUGAAAUUCUAGUAACUCCAAAACGUAUAAAGACAUUCAAGUGGGUUAUGGAUAUCAAUAAGGCGGCGAUUGAGGAUCUAAAAAAUUCCAUAAUUGCGAUGCACCAUUUAUCAGAAAUGAAUAAAAAUGGGCAUCGCUCACUAUUACGUAUAUUCGUGUUAAAAGGUUCAAUGUCAUUCACUGUAUCUUUCGGAGAAACUUUAUCAUUUUCGAAAUGGAGUUUCCGAAUGAUAUGUGACCUUUAUAGGAUUAGAGAUGUAGAAGAUCCUCAAUUGUCAGCCCUCCCUUCCCUUAACUGUGGAUGUGUAAAAUUAAAAGGUGAGAGGGAAAAAUCAAUUAUCAGGCAUAUUAUGUCUGAUCUGAGUUUCCGAUAUAAAUAUAUUCCUAUCGGAAAUGAAGCAUCAAAAGUCAAAUACGUCGGUGCGUACCUCGUAGCAAUUACUGCUAUAUUUGAGGACAAAUUAAUAAUACGCACUGAAAAGUAUAUCUCAGGUCCAAAUGGACAUGGACCUGUAGAUUUUGCCUUAGUAUCUUCCCAAACUUCCGAAGUAAUUUGUGUGAUAGAAGUUAACUCAAAGGACUUCCUACAAGGCAUUGCACAGAAUACUGUGCAAUGCGAAUCAGUCCUAAUGAAAGGUAGGAAAAAUGUUCUCGGAAUCAUAACUGAUUCUGAGAAAUGGUACUUCCUGAAAUGUUCAUUAGGCAUUGAUGAAAAGCCAAUUUUUAAUUUGUCAAAGCCUUUAGUUGUCGUAUAUAGCGAUGAUGAUAUGGAAAGGCGGUUAAAAGAAGUUCUAGGACACAUUGUGUGGCUACUAAAUGAUGUCCAAAGCUUGGGUGAAUACUCAAGCUAA